UUUAACAAAUUAAUCCAUCCAUCCGCCAUGGAUGAACCUUCAAUCGCCAACAUGAAUCAAUCUUCAUCGAUUCCACCGUCUAAAUCACAAGAUCCCACGACCCCAUCAUCUAAUUUCACCCCUUCUUCUCUAAAUUAUUACCAUCCUUCUCCUUCACGCACCAUCUACAGCGAUCGCUUCAUCCCUUGCCGAUCCGCUUCCAAUUUCGCCCUCUUUGACAUCUCUCCUCCUCCACCGCCACCGCCCGCUGAUGCUUCCCGUGGUGAAGAUAAUCCUUCAUCGUCCGCCGCUUACACCGCCCUUUUACGAACUGCAUUGUUUGGGUCGGAUCUGGGAUUUCUGGUUCCUCCUGGUACGCCUGAUAAGAAGAGUUUUCCGGUUACUAAUUCUCCUGCUAGCCAGAAUAUAUUUCGGUUUAAGAGUGAGACUAGGCAGUCGCUGCAUUCGUUGUCUCCGUUUGGGUUCGAUGAUCAGUUGCCUGGCGUUAGUCAUAGUCCUGUUAAAGCACCGAGAAAAGUUCCCAGAUCUCCUUACAAGGUUUUGGAUGCACCAGCAUUGCAAGAUGAUUUUUAUCUGAAUCUUGUUGAUUGGUCUUCUCACAAUGUAUUGGCUGUGGGGUUGGGCAAUUGUGUUUAUUUAUGGAAUGCUUGUAGUAGUAAGGUAACGAAAUUGUGUGAUCUGGGAAUCGAUGAUAGUGUGUGUUCGGUUGGUUGGGCACAACGAGGGACCAGUCUUGCUGUCGGGACAAGCAAUGGAAAAGUCCAGGUAAUGCUCAAACUCGCAACGCUUACUGGGCACACGUAUAGAGUCCUCUACCUUGCAAUCUCACCGGAUGGGCAGACAAUUGUGACGGGAGCUGGAGAUGAAACACUUAGAUUCUGGAACGUGUUUCCUUCGCCCAAAUCUCAGAACACAGAGAGCGAAAUCGGAGCAUCUUCCUUUGGCAGAACGCACAUACGUUAAGCCCAUUUUACAUUUGAGGUUUGUCGGGUCGCCAUUGAACUCAUGAACCUCAAAAACAUAACUUAUGAUCGAGAAGACCCGAUAUCCUCGAGGACAAGUGUUUGAUUGACCUAAUGAUGCCAUCGCUGGUACAGAAGAAGCAGAAGCUCAAAUUCUCAAUGAGUUAUGCCAUUGUUCUCAUGUAAAUUGACAUGCGCUUUGAAAUUCGCAAUUUUUUUAAAGUU
Molecule: messenger RNA, 1187 nt
Organism: Cynara cardunculus var. scolymus (artichoke)
Lineage: Eukaryota; Viridiplantae; Streptophyta; Magnoliopsida; Asterales; Asteraceae
Product: protein FIZZY-RELATED 2-like
Exons: 6
Coding region: 28-963 (311 amino acids)
Biological process (GO): positive regulation of ubiquitin protein ligase activity; positive regulation of anaphase-promoting complex-dependent catabolic process; anaphase-promoting complex-dependent catabolic process
Cellular component (GO): anaphase-promoting complex
Molecular function (GO): protein binding; anaphase-promoting complex binding; ubiquitin ligase activator activity
Source: RefSeq, a predicted model, not a curated record